This is a messenger RNA of Hibiscus syriacus, 1143 nucleotides long. Its product is annotated as mitochondrial import receptor subunit TOM20-like. Bases 154 to 759 code for a protein of 201 amino acids. The record is from RefSeq and is a predicted model, not a curated record. Gene Ontology annotation, molecular function: protein binding. Gene Ontology annotation, biological process: protein insertion into mitochondrial outer membrane. Gene Ontology annotation, cellular component: mitochondrial outer membrane translocase complex. The transcript is spliced from 6 exons. NCBI's taxonomy places the organism in Eukaryota, Viridiplantae, Streptophyta, Magnoliopsida, Malvales, Malvaceae.
CGCCAAAUACCGAGGGACAUCACGGUCUUUUAGUCCAACUUCGCGCAUUGCUCAUACCGUAUGUUCCCUUCCCAACACUUAUCGAAUAGAACAUAAAACCCUAGCGGCCACCCUCAUCAGUUUCAACACUAAAAGAAGAAAACAAUAACUGGAAUGGAGUUUUCUCAAGCUGACUUCGAUCGCCUACUGGUCGCCGAACACACUCGAAAAACCGCUGAAGCCACCUACGCCAAUGACCCUCUUGACACCGAGAAUUUAACCAAAUGGGGAGGGGCGUUGCUCGAAUUAGCUCAGUUUCAGACUGUUUCGGAUGCAAAUAAUAUGAUAAAUGAUGCAAUUUCGAAAUUUGAUGAGGCGUUGGCGAUAAAUCCAUCCAGGCAUGAAACUUUAUGGUGCAUGGGAAACGCGCUCUCAACUACUGCAUUUAUGACUACGGAUUCUGAUGAGGCAAAAGUUUCUUUUGAUAAGGCAGCUCAGUUUUUCCAAAAAGCAGUUGAUGCGGAUCCAGGCAAUGAGAUUUAUCGAAAGUCUUUGGAAGUUGCUGCUAAGGCUCCAGAGAUACAUCUGGACUUCCAAAAGGCUGCAGCUAGCCAACAGAUUAUGGGUGGGGCAUCUUCAGCUUCUUCAACUUCAACUGCUGCCAAGAAGAAGAGCAGUGAUUUGAAGUAUGAUAUAUUUGGAUGGGUAAUCCUUGCUGUUGGAAUCGUUGCAUGGGUGGGAAUGGCGAAAUCCCAUGUUCCUCCACCUCCUCCACGAUAAAGGUACUUGCUUGAAUAAUCCUCGUGGUAACCAUUCUGGUUAUAUUUUGUUGGAAGGUUAAAGAUUCACCUGAUGAGAUAUAGAAAAUUGAAACAAGUGGAUUCUUCCCACAUUUUGGCAAUUGUUUCCCUUUCUAUUAUUACAAUCUGAUUAGGGUCGCACUCUUGGAUAGAAUUUGUUAUCCAUUUAGUAAUUUAAUAAAUAUUAAUAAUAAUAAUAAUAAGCAUUUUGUCUUUCAAUAUUUGGCAUUACCUUGUUAAUCUGUAUCUGUAGGCAGUUUAACAAUGUUUUGUUCUUACCUUUGACCAAUCCAUUCUUGGAGGGGUAUGUUUUCUUUGUAAUAAUAUUUCAGUAAUCCAUGAUUGACAUUGCAAAAACAGUAUC